AUGCAGCCACUCUUACUCCUGCUACUCGUACCGACCAUUGGCAACUGCAAGACGGGAAGAGGGAGCAAGCAAGGGGGGGACAACCGCCGCUACAGCCGCAACCGUUUACACAUUGCCCUGCUGGUGCUCUCCCUAAUUUGGUUCAGCCAAAAUGUCGGCUCUGUUCAAGCAUACCGGUUUCCCCGCGGCGGAGAACAGUUGGGCUUUUUUCCCAAUGCAGGGGCGAAGAGGCACAAACGCCUUUCCCCCAGGCGGUACGCCAAAAGGGGCAGCGGCACAAUUGGUAGUGGCAGUGCAAGGGGUGAGAAUGCGAUGGUCCCAAGUGAAGACCACCUGCCCACAACCAAAAGCACAUCAAACAGUUACUUCAACUCCCUCUGCUACAACAGUGUGCUAAACAAGAGCGUAGAUGAAAAUGUAAAUUUCGAGGAUGGGAUGGUGAGUUUCUUCACACUGAACCCUAAUCCGAACAUUGGCUUUUUGGUUGGCAGGAUACAGAGGCGUGGUGGAACGGAUGCGGUGCGCAGUGACGCAGCGGAAGAGUUAGAAGCAGCAGAUGAGUUAGACGCACCAGAGGAGAAAGACGCGACAAAAGAGACGAACGAGGCGGCGACCCCUCAACCAAAAAGUACAAAAAAAAUUCGCCUCAGGCUGAAAAGAGGAUACAUGAACGAAGUGUACGACAGGGAGAAAAAAAGGCUGAAUGAAGUGCUGCUUUCUUUUGAGGACAAAAGUAUAUUCAAGGCCUCAAAAAAAAAAAUAAAAGAAAACAUACUUCUCCUAAAUGGACAAACUGUUAACAUAGAGGUGAUAAAGCAAUACUUGUUUCAUAAAUUAAGAUUAGAGUAUUAUGAGAGCAUAAGGGACCAGAAAAAGAUCCUGACCUUAGAUCUAUGGUCCAAGGAAAUUAAUGUGUCGGUUGAGAAUCUGAAAAAGCUCAUUGUUUAUAUUUACAAAAUGAAGACGCUGGUUCAGAAGGACGAUGAAGACUUGCUCAUUAAGACGUACUUUUACAACAAGACGAAUAUGUUUAGUUUGUUCAGGAACGGUGCUGCAGGAGGGGGGGAUGUGGUGGCCCCUUUUGACUUUUCCGUGCCGGACGUGGGUUCGCAGGUUGGCGAUGCAGGGAAAGAGAGCCAACUUGAUGUGAGAAGCAAGAAGGGGGUAGCUUGCAACGGGGUACCCGCUACAAGUGAGCGAGUUCCCCCUGCGCCACUCCCCCCCAAGCGGGACAUCUUCACCGACUACUUCGACAAUAAGGAAGUGGUGCUGUACAACGACUGCGAAAAUUUAAUAAACUCAGAAGUUCAAAAAUUCAUUGAGUGCAUCAAAGACAUUGUCUUUUUUGAAAAUUCCAUUUACAUGAUAGAAAAGUUGGAGAACCGACCCCCCCUUCUGGAGGAAGUAGCUUUUGCAUAUAACUAUGAUAAAGAUAUUUUCAUACAAAAGUUAGAAGUUAAAAUAAAAUUGUCUCAAAAAUUGCUAAUAUAUUUUAUCCCUCUAAUUAAUAACAUUAUAAGGAAAGCUGAAUCCAAUUUUAGUAGCAACUUAAGUGAAGACGAUUUUUUACUGGUGAGCUUAGAUGCAGUGAAAAACGGGUUCAGAAGAUAUGAUGUGGAAAAAUUAGGAAUAAAAAAUUUGACAAAAUAUGUUUACAUUUGGGCCAAAAAUAGCACCUACAAUUAUUAUCAGAAACACAAGUCCUUCGUUUCCGUGUCCCCACAUACUUACAAAGAUUAUAAUAAGAUAAAAAAAUUUGAAGAAAGUUUUGAAGACAAACAUGACAGAAAACCGAGCAUCAAAGAAAUCGCUGACGCAUUGUCUAUGACCAUGGAACGGGUUCAGAAGGCUCUCUCCUCAGCUGUAAACGUAAUAGAUGCUGAAAAGCCAAUUGUGUAUCAAAAUAAUAAUUCAGCCCACCCAGAAAAAAACACCUACACAGAUUUAAUUGUCAAUGCGGAUGAUAUACAUAGCAUGAACGAAAUUGUUUACAACGACCUUGUGAUAAAGGGACUACGAAAGUUUAUCUGCAAGUCGCUAAAAAAAAAAAUAAACAAACUAAUUAUCUUUAUGAAGUUUGGCCUUUUCUUAAGAAAAAAAAUUUACACUGAUGACGAAAUUUGCCACACGCUCCACAUUACGAAAAAUAAAUUACAAAAGCAUUUUAAGCUCUCCCUAAAUGAGAUCAAAAAAUAUAUUAAGAAGAUUAAGAAGAAUAAAUCCGAUGCCGAUUCCAACUUGGACUUUUCUUCGUACUUCAACUUUUCUCAGUACGACUUUCUGGGGAACGAGUUUUCACAAAUUUUGAUAUAA
Plasmodium fragile is the source of this 2313-nucleotide messenger RNA. RefSeq lists its product as uncharacterized. Gene Ontology annotation, biological process: DNA-templated transcription initiation; regulation of DNA-templated transcription. Lineage: Eukaryota; Apicomplexa; Aconoidasida; Haemosporida; Plasmodiidae. Gene Ontology annotation, molecular function: DNA-binding transcription factor activity. The transcript has a single exon. The coding region runs from base 1 to 2313 and encodes 770 amino acids. The record is from RefSeq and is a predicted model, not a curated record.